This is a messenger RNA of Penicillium samsonianum, 1377 nucleotides long. RefSeq names its product putative neutral amino acid permease. Gene Ontology annotation, molecular function: amino acid transmembrane transporter activity. Lineage: Eukaryota; Fungi; Ascomycota; Eurotiomycetes; Eurotiales; Aspergillaceae. Gene Ontology annotation, biological process: amino acid transmembrane transport. The transcript has 4 exons. Gene Ontology annotation, cellular component: vacuolar membrane. The record is from RefSeq and is a predicted model, not a curated record. Bases 1 to 1377 code for a protein of 458 amino acids.
AUGACUAUCAAUGAGAAGGCAAGCGUGGAUGACACGGAGCUGGGAAGCCCUAGGGACUCCACUGAGGAGCACGAGGUCUUCAAGAAGACCGAGGAUGGCGUCAGCUUCCGCGGUGUUGGCUGGUUCAAGGCGUGUAUUAUCUUCGUGAAGGUCCUCUUCGCGACGGGUGUGCUGUCACUGCCAGCUUCACUGUACUCCCUCGGUGCAGUGGGUGGCUCGAUCAGUAUUAUCGCAUGGGGCGCGUUCAACACUUACUCUUUCGUGAUUCUGGGCAACUUCCGCAAGAAGCAUCCUCACUGCCACUCUAUUGCCGACAUGGCAGAAGUUGCCGGCGGUUUCUUCGCGAAGGAGCUUACCGGUAUACUCUUUCUCAUCGGCUACGUCCUUGUCACGGGUAGUGGUAUCAUUGGAGUUUCGACUGCCUUGAAUGCCCUCUCGCACCACUCUGCGUGUACUGUUUGGUGGUCUUUGAUUGGAGCGGUUGUAAUUAUCGCGACGGCUUCGGUACGCAAACUCCAGCAUGUGGGCUGGCUCACAUAUGUGGGAUUCAUUUCCAUCUAUGCUGCAGUUCUGAUCGUUGUCAUCGGAGUCACAACGCGCGACCGGCCGGCCGCUGCACCCCAGGAGGGCCCUUACGAGCUCGGCUAUGUGGCUAUCAACAACCCCGGAUUUGCUGCUGGCAUGGUUGCUUCCAGUACUAUCUUCGUCUCCACAGCUGGUACCAGCGCUUUCAUCCCGGUGAUGGCGGAGAUGCGAAACCCGAAGGACUACAAGAAGGCGUUAUACCUGUGCAUGAUCGUGGUUAAUGCGUCGUACCUUGCUUUCAGCUUGGUUGUCUAUCGUUGGUGUGGACAAUGGGUGGCCAGUCCAUCUUUGGGUAGCGCCGGACAGACGAUCAAGAUGGUUUCUUACGGUGUUGCACUGCUAGGACUGGUCGUGAGCGCCACGAUCUACUUGCAUAUCGCCGCCAAAUACAUCUUUGUGCGUAUCUUGGGUAACACGCGUCAUUUGCAAGCCAACACUAUCGUUCAUUGGGCCACUUGGUUGGGCUGCACGAUCGGUCUCGGUGCUAUUUCCUUCAUCCUCAGCGAGACUAUCCCUAUCUUCAACUAUCUGGUUGCCCUGAUUGGAUCCGUUUGCUUCGCCCCUCUGGCCAUGUGCCUUCCUGGUUUCUUGUGGCUGCACAGCAAUAGUCACUACCGGAAGGGUACACUUAUGCAGAAGGUGAUCUACCUGCUGCACUGGGGAAUGGUGCUUCUCGGAAUUUUCUUCCUUGUUGGUGCGACGUACGGUGUUAUCGUUCAGAUCAUUGAUGCGUACGCAACGGGAAUGAUUGGCUCCUCUUUCAGCUGCCUCGACAACUCGAACUCGUCGUAA